This is a messenger RNA of Xiphophorus hellerii (green swordtail), 1541 nucleotides long. RefSeq names its product testis expressed 261 (gene tex261). Gene Ontology annotation, biological process: endoplasmic reticulum to Golgi vesicle-mediated transport. The coding region runs from base 128 to 718 and encodes 196 amino acids. The transcript has 6 exons. The record is from RefSeq and is a predicted model, not a curated record. Gene Ontology annotation, molecular function: COPII receptor activity. Gene Ontology annotation, cellular component: endoplasmic reticulum membrane; COPII-coated ER to Golgi transport vesicle; Golgi membrane. Lineage: Eukaryota; Metazoa; Chordata; Actinopteri; Cyprinodontiformes; Poeciliidae.
UUCUUUCCUGCACUUGUCGACUCGGGCUGAAAACACAGCGGAAAGAGCUCUGAACAACGCUAGCAGGCAGCUAGCUUAUUUUAGUCUUUAUUCACUUUAUUGUGUGUGUUGUAGCUUAUGCAGAGACAUGUGGUUUAUUUAUUUACUGAGCUGGCUGUCGCUGAUCGUCCAAGUGUCCUUCGUCACUCUAGCGAUAGCGGCUGGCCUAUACUACUUGGCAGAACUAAUAGAGGAGUACACAGUAGCCACAAGCCGAAUAAUAAAAUACAUGAUCCUGUUCUCGACAGGUGUGCUGCUGUGUCUCUACGUCUUUGAAGGUUUCCCUCUGUUCAUGGUGGGCGUCGGCCUCUUCACAAACCUGGUGUAUUUUGGCCUCCUGCAAACCUUUCCCUACAUUCUGCUCAGCUCUCCCAACUUCAUCCUCUCCUGUGUGUUAGUGGUGGUGAACCAUUACAUGGCCUUCCAGUACUUUGCACAAGAGUAUUACCCGUUCUCAGAGGUGCUGUCCUACUUCACCAUCUGCCUGUGGGUCAUCCCGUUUGCCUUCUUCGUGUCGCUGUCAGCGGGAGAAAAUGUACUUCCAUCCACCAUGCAGCAAGGAGACGAUGUUGUGUCAAAUUAUUUCACCAAGGGCAAACGGGGCAAGAGGUCUGGGAUCCUCCUCAUAUUCUCCUUCCUCAAGGAGGCGGUACUGCCCAGCCGACAGAAAAUGUACUGAAGGGCUCGGAUUCGGGGCGCCGGGGAUGUGUAGGUGUGUGGAGAAGUUGGACAACAAGCAGUAGAGCGAGAAGGACGUUGGAAGUCCUUUGUGGAUUGGACUGAAGCAAAUCAGUGGCCAAAACAUGGAAGGAAGCGCACAAAAAGGAUGGACCAAUAAACAGACUGGAUGAUUAAUUGAGUUUGCAAAGGCCAUGUUCAUCUUUCGGGUUUGUUCCGACUGCCAAGAGCACCUCUUUGAGACCUUUUUUUAGGGAUCAUGACUGUAGCGCAGUAAUUUUUGUAUCAUCGACAUAUUUUUUAAGCUUUAGUAUCAAAGCAAUUCUGAGAGAGGGGUUUAAAAUACUAAAUGACAAACUGACAAACUUGUUGCGGAUGGAUAAAUCGUAAUUGGAUUUCCUUUUUGAAGAUUUAUUCUUGUCAUUUUUGUGUUUGUCUGAUUAAGUCUUCAAGGUAGCACCAAAGUCACAAAGAGGGGUGAAAUAUUUUCCACUAAAUGAGUAAAAUAGAUGAGAGAGAGAGUAAUGGUAUGAAAAGCGAUAAUCUUAGAAAGCACAGCAAAAAACAUGUAAAACGACUCAGCUGCUGAAACUAACAAGAAAUCCAGCAAUCACUUUUAAGGGUUACUUGAGAGUCUGCGAGGGAGUUCUCAAAUAAAUAUUAUGACUUUCAUUCCAGUGAUCAGGUGUAACCUAAGAAAAAUAUACUUUGUAACUUUACUUCCUAUAAAAUCGGUCACAUAAAUGCAUAUUGUAGGUCUUAAUCUUAAGUUUCAAUGCAUCACUUUUCUCUGGAUCAAUUAAACUGGGUGUUUGUUAAUUUGU